Molecule: messenger RNA, 593 nt
Organism: Drosophila erecta
Lineage: Eukaryota; Metazoa; Arthropoda; Insecta; Diptera; Drosophilidae
Product: histidine-rich glycoprotein
Exons: 3
Coding region: 122-448 (108 amino acids)
Source: RefSeq, a predicted model, not a curated record
AGAGCAAUUCCAUUUCUACGCCCGUCGUCGAUGGUUUACCGAAAUCGCACUCUUAAUCCAAUUAAACAGCGUCGACUAAAAAUAUUAAAACAAAAAAACCCACACACACACAAGAAAAACAAUGCAUUUGCCCCAAGGAGCAUUAAGCUUUCUGUUCAUCACUUGCAUGAUGUUCGCACUGGCAGGCGGCCAUCCAUCAAGCGACAAGCUGAAGAUCCGAAUACACGUGCCGGUGAAGCACCACACACAUGUGCACACAAAGACGGUCAUUAAGAAGGUUCCGCUGCCCAUUCCGGUGCCGGUCAAGGAGCACCACCACGAGCCGAAGAAGCACCACAGCAGCCGCAGCCACCAUCACCACCACCACGAGGACGACCAGGACGACGAUUUCGAGGGCUACGAGUACCCCAUCAAGGCCAAGCGGCGCACGCGGCAUCCCUUUGUCUGAGCCACCCAGCCGCCCACUCCGCCCACUCAGCGGGGAAAAUGAAAUCAAAUGAAAUACAAUUUACGCAGAUUAAGAUGAAAAUAAACCAAAAUACGAGGCAGCUUGGGUAAGCUGCGCAUGGAGAGGCCAAGAAAAACACAGCAGA